Messenger RNA from Phalacrocorax carbo (great cormorant), 3699 nucleotides. The record is from RefSeq and is a predicted model, not a curated record. NCBI's taxonomy places the organism in Eukaryota, Metazoa, Chordata, Aves, Suliformes, Phalacrocoracidae.
AAGCCUUCCUCCACCCCUCCCUCCACUCCUCCUCUGCCUCCCUCCAUCCCUCCCUCCACUCCUCCUCUGCCUUCCUCCAUCCCUCCCUCCGCUCCCCUAAGCCUUCCUCCACCCCUCCCUCCACUCCUCCCCUGCCUUCCCCACCCCUGCUCCGCCGCCCCCCGCCCCUUCCCCUCCCGGUCCCCGCACUUGGCUCCUGGUCGCCUCCGUCUCCAACUUCUCCGGCCCUGCCUCCUCCAGCCCCCGCCUCCCGCCUCCCCCCGAGCCUCCCACCCGGCCUCCCCCCGCUCCCACCCGGCCACCCGCCGCAGAUGCCGCUUCCCCGGCGGCCGGGACGGCGGCCCCCGGCACCUGCCCGCCUCUGAGCCCCGGGGCAGGAAAGUUGGGGGCGGCCGCUGAGCCCCCUGCCAUGUUCUCCGUGCAGGAGGCGCUGCCCCGGGGGGGCCUGCCCAUGAAGGAAGAGCCGCUGACCGCGGGGCUGCCCUCCGUCCGCUGGCUGCAGGGCACCGGCAUCCUGGACGCCAGCACAGCGGCGCAGAGCGGGGUGGGCCUGGCCCGAGCCCACUUUGAGAAGCAGCCCCCCUCCAACCUGCGGAAAUCCAACUUCUUCCACUUCGUCCUGGCCAUGUAUGACCGGCAGGGCCAGCCCGUGGAGAUCGAGCGCACCUCCUUCAUCGACUUCGUGGAGAAGGAGCGGGAGCAGAACGGCGAGAAAACCAACAACGGGAUCCACUACCGGCUCCAGCUGCUGUACAGCAACGGGCUCCGGACCGAGCAGGAUCUCUACGUCCGCCUCAUUGACUCCAUGUCCAAGCAGGCCAUCAUCUACGAGGGGCAAGACAAGAACCCAGAGAUGUGCCGGGUCCUCCUCACCCACGAGAUCAUGUGCAGCCGCUGCUGCGACAAGAAGAGCUGUGGGAACCGCAACGAGACCCCCUCCGACCCCGUCAUCAUCGACAGGUUUUUCCUGAAGUUUUUCCUCAAAUGCAACCAAAACUGCCUGAAGAACGCAGGGAACCCCCGGGAUAUGCGGCGCUUCCAGGUGGUCGUGUCGACGACGGUGAACGUGGACGGCCACGUCCUGGCCGUGUCCGACAACAUGUUCGUCCACAACAACUCCAAGCACGGGCGGCGGGCACGGCGCCUCGACCCUUCCGAAGCCACCCCCUGCAUCAAAGCCAUCAGCCCCAGCGAGGGCUGGACCACCGGAGGUGCCACCGUCAUCGUCAUCGGCGACAACUUCUUUGACGGGCUGCAGGUCGUCUUCGGCACCAUGCUGGUGUGGAGCGAGCUCAUCACGCCUCACGCCAUCCGGGUGCAGACCCCGCCGCGGCACAUCCCCGGCGUGGUGGAGGUGACGCUCUCCUACAAGUCCAAGCAGUUCUGCAAAGGCGCCCCGGGACGCUUCGUCUACACCGCGCUGAACGAGCCCACCAUCGACUACGGGUUCCAGCGGCUGCAGAAGGUCAUCCCCCGGCACCCCGGGGACCCCGAGCGCCUGCCCAAGGAGGUCCUGCUGAAGCGGGCGGCUGACCUGGUGGAGGCUCUCUAUGGGAUGCCACACAGCAACCAGGACAUCAUCCUGAAGCGAGCGGCAGACAUCGCCGAGGCGCUGUACAGCGUCCCCCGCAACCCUGGCCAGCUCUCCUCGCUGGCCGGUACCCACGGCCACGCCGGCAUGAUGGGGGUGAACUCCUUCGGCAGCCAGCUGGCCGUCAACAUCGGCGACUCGCCGCAGGGCACGGAGCAAGGCUACUCCCGAAACACGGGCAGCGUCUCGCCGCGGGGCUACGUGCCCAGCUCCACGCCACAGCAGAGCAGCUACAGCGGCGCUGCCGGCAUCAACGGCUACGGUGGUGGCACCAUGGCCGGCCUGGGGGUGCCCGGCUCCCCCAGCUUCCUCAACGGCUCCACCGCCAACUCCCCUUAUGCCAUCAUGCCCGCCAGCCCCCCACUCGGCGCCUCCUCCAUCACCCUCCCGUCGGGCACCAACGCCUCCACCCCCUCCGGGGUCUUCUCCUUCUCCCCCGUCAACAUGAUCUCGGCGGUGAAGCAGAAAAGCGCCUUCGCCCCCGUGGUGCGGCCGCAGACCUCCCCGCCGCCUGCCUGCGCCAGCACCAGCAGCAGCAGCCUGCAAGACCCAGCUUUCGAGGACUCGGACAAGUUCCACACGCCUGCACGGCCGCUCCAGGGACUGGCCUAUUCCUAAGCACAGUAGGUCCUGGGACGCACCGGCCCCCCCAUCCCGCUGGGACAGGCAGGGGGAGCAGGGCCAAGGAGGGCAGGGACCCCCCACCCCGGCGUGCCCACCCCUCGCCUUCCCUUGCAGCCGUGUCCGGCCGCCUCAGGCCACCCAUGUGAGCCGCGACAUGGACCGGGACUGAGCGUGGCCUCACAGCCCUGUGGCACCGGCCCCGCCGACCCCGCUCCCGGGGACUCCCGUGGGGAUUGGGGCACGCAGGGCUGUGGGACCUGCCACCCCACUGCCCUGCGGCUGCCACAGCCCGGCCCGGCAGAGCUCAGACCCCUCGCAGGACAGGGGCUGCACCCCACAGCGGGGCGUCCCCAGGGUGGGGGGGGGGUGACCCCAGCCAGGGCCGGCAUCGGUGUGGCUUGGCAUGGCUCGGCUCAACCAGAGAGGGGCCUUGGCGGGGGGAGCCCCCAGGAAUGACCCAAACGCUCUGGGUUUAGCCUCAGAAAGACACCAAGAGACCUGCGAGGUGCAGGGUGGCAGCAGCAGACGCCGCGGGCAGGGCGCUCGGGGGUGGGACGGAUGCUCCGGGGCAGGAUGGGGGUGAAUGUUCCAGGGCAGGAGGGAUGCUCGGGGGUGGGAUGGAUGCUCCAGUGGGACCCAGCUCCCCCCUCCACACUUCCCGGCUCUCUCACCGCCGUGGCCAGCGCUCUCUCCCCAGAUGUGCAGCUCCACAUCUGGAGCCGCCCACCCGCAGCUGCCGGGCGGCUGAGGCCGGAUCUCUGCCUGCACCCCGCGCCCCCGCGCAGGAUCGGGGCCUCGGUGCCGCCCAGGCGGGGGGUCUGGGCUGCCCCGGCCCACCGACCCCGAGCCCCUGGGUCAGUUCCUGACCCCAUCAGCCACCGGGGCUGGCUGUCCCAGGACACAACCGCAGCUCUUUUCUCAUUAUUAUCACUAUUAUUAUUAUUAAUAUUAAUAUUAUUAUUAUUUUUAGCAGCAGGCAAGCCAGCGGGCAGGGGCUCUGGCAGGGCAGGCAGGAGACCCCUGGCCCUGGCACUGCCUCCCCGUGCCGGGGUUUUCCCUGUUCUCCCAGCCGGGAGGGAGCGGCCGGGAAUUUUGUAAAUAAAGAAAAAGGGAAAAAAAAAAAAAGACCAACCUACUCCCCGCAUCCCCGCCGUGGGGGUGGCCCGUGUCUCCCCCUCCCCAUGUCUCGUGCUGCUGUGUGCCGCAGCCACGGUGACGCCGCCGUGCCCUGCUCAGUGUCAGCACGCGUGUCCCCCCCGCUGCCCCUCGCUCCGGGCUGGGUCCUGGCUCGAUAUCCCCGGUCACUGCCUGGGGUGACCGCGGGGGUCCCAGGGCUGGGGGCAGCCCCCCUGCCUGCUCUCGGGGACAGGGUGUCCCCCCUGGGGUCCCGGUCCCCCCGCAGCGGUGGUGCAGGACAGCAAUGCUGGGGUCCCUCAGAGUGGGGGGCUUUCUGACAUGGAAAUAAAAGGCCUUGCAGAGGGGCA